AUGGGCAUCUUCAACGCUUCCUCACCCAAGGCCGAGGCAUUGCAGCUUCUCGACCCCGUGUCGCCGCCAUACGAGGCUGUCCGAGGAUACGUGCGCGACGAGCAAACUACCCUCGAGAUCAGUAAGAAGAUCAUGACAAUGAAAGAGGAAACGUCGGUGAUUACCGAUGGCGACGGGGUGCCAGUGGUCAUGGUCCGAGGACCCGCUUUCUGGAUCAACCACUUCAAGACGGUUUACGAUCCGUCGGGGACGGUUCCGCUGUUCAAGAUGCGCAAUAAGAAAGCGAGCCUCCAACGUCUCUUCAUCUGCGAGGAUGAACGGGGUACCGAGCUGUUUCGGAUCCAGCGCAAAUGGAAGUUGUUGAACAUCAAGUUGCACGCGACCAUCCCCAGCACAGUUGGCGACACCCCGACCCUCGAGCUGAUGGGGAACAAGCGCGGCUUCUCAGCCGAGAUCCGCGACGUGCAUUCUGGCGCGCUCGUCGCAACUGUCGCGCACAGUUAUUGGAGGAAGGACAUGGUGCUCAAGAACAAGGAGGCGUAUUUUGCCAACGUCGCGGCAGGCGUCGACCUGGCCGUCAUUGUUGCGCUGUGCCUCACGUGGGACCGGUGUAAGGAGGACGACAGGGCAGCCAGCUCGGGCGGCGGCGGUGACUAG
This is a messenger RNA of Cutaneotrichosporon cavernicola, 657 nucleotides long. RefSeq lists its product as uncharacterized. Lineage: Eukaryota; Fungi; Basidiomycota; Tremellomycetes; Trichosporonales; Trichosporonaceae. The transcript is spliced from 3 exons. Bases 1 to 657 code for a protein of 218 amino acids. The record is from RefSeq and is a predicted model, not a curated record.